Oxyura jamaicensis (ruddy duck) is the source of this 4402-nucleotide messenger RNA. It is a transcript of the gene LRRC70, whose product is annotated as leucine rich repeat containing 70. NCBI's taxonomy places the organism in Eukaryota, Metazoa, Chordata, Aves, Anseriformes, Anatidae. The transcript is spliced from 3 exons. The record is from RefSeq and is a predicted model, not a curated record. The coding region runs from base 2080 to 4002 and encodes 640 amino acids. Gene Ontology annotation, molecular function: protein binding.
AAACUGUAGUCAUAAGGGAUUGACUGCAGCUAGUAUCUUGUUUUUGUUUGACCUAUAUAAAUACAGGAUUUCAGGAAACUUUCCUAAAACUAUUCUAAAUCUAUUCCACCCUAAAAUAAAACCUUUUAAUUAUAUAAAAGACAGCAAACGUUGUUAAUGGUCUAUGGCAGGUGCAUACUAUCCCUGCAUUUGACAUAAGUCUUGAUGAGGCUUCUGAGCCAUGGUAGGCCGCGAUGUGAUCCUUCCUUGCAAUUUGUAGUUCCAGAACAUGAGCUUGACUACGAGUCAGUCACUUUUUCUUAUAAAUAUAUAGCAGCUAGAGAAAAGCCAAUUUGAGCUCUCCAGGGAUUGGGGCUGGCUUGAUCUAUGCGAUGAAGUUCGGCCGUGGUUCAGGACUAACUGAUGUUAGAUCAGUCCUCCGUUGCCAGUGGGCAGCAGGCGUAAUGGGUCAGUAUGAACAGGUACUCCCUGAUUGUGUCUCAACCCUGCUGCUCGGGCUCUGGGCAGUACCAGAGCCAUACAUUCUGCAAAGUACCAGAGUGGCACGGUUGGUGGAAAAUUACUGAAAUUGACUUACCUGUGCCACAGCCAGGAUGAUAGUACUGUUAGUCAGUCUUACAGUCCUCUAAAUAGUAGUCCUGAGUAAAGAUCCCCUUGAGCUCUCUAGGGUCUGCAGGAGGCUGCACCCUUGAUCUCGCACUGAGCUGGGUGUGUCUUUAUCUAUUCUGCUGCUUUGGCUCAUGUGCUUCCUGCAUUUCAGUUUGGAUUUUUAUAGACAAAGAUAUUUUGGAUGACAUUUUGCCUCUUAAGUGAACUCAUGCUUCCGAUGUGAGGCAUUUGUGGCUGAAGCUACUCAAUUCUUCUGUAAUGUCUUGUGUUUGACUUGUGUUUGCCUUGUGUUUGGCCAUUGAUGGGCUUUGUCAUCUUCAUUUUCCUAUGUAAGGUGUCUCAUGUUAGUAUAAACUGUGAUUUUAUAGUUACUCCAUUUUUACAUUUAAUCUCUCUAUCUCUUUUUAUUAUUUCAUCCUCUCCCCCUUUGAAUAUGUCACUGGAUUUUGCAAGUCCCUGUGACAGAUAAACUGGGGAUGUAAUGUCCGGUACUUAAGUGAGGGGACUAUUUAUAGUUGGUAUUUGCACAAAGUCUUUAUUUGCACAAGGGACACUGAAGGAAACUAAAGGCAUGUGCGUAGGAUGUGGCUUUUAGAACACAUAUAGAGCCGUGCAGAUAAGUCUGCUUAAAAAAAAAUGUCCUAACGUGAAGCUUAACAAAGUACCUGGAUCAAGACUGAGAUACAGUGUAAUAAAAUUAUUAUUACGAAAUACAUGAGUAUGUAAAUUAUAUAUGUAACGUAAAUGUAAUACACAGCUAUUUAGUACUGUGUUGUGAAGUUCUUAUCUCCAGGAUUUCCUUUGCUUCCCUGGGCUUUCUGGAGGGGUUUGCCUGGCUGGCAUGCCCCGGGUAUCAUGCCAGGGGCUCACGCCUUGCCUUCCAGACCUUGCUGUUCUACAUCUCACAGGACUUUUCUUACAUGAGGAGCAAUUUUGCUCUCGAGACGGAGAUGGAACAAUAUAAAUAUUGUUUGUUUGUUUAAUAGAAUGUUUUGUUUUUUGGCUGGGAUUUACAGAUAAGGCAAUAGUACAGUUACAAGUAGGUAUGCUUUAUUGUAAUAGCUAUAACUAACUAUCUUUGACAAAACUCUUUAGACCUCUGUUAUAUGAAAUCAGUAGCUUUAUAAAAAAAAAUAAGGCAACAGUUACAAACUAAGAUAGUUCUUGGUUUUCUAGAAACAAAUUGUUGAGAUUUCCUUUCCAACAAUGCUUCUGAAGCACAGAUAAAAUGACUUCCUGUCUGACAGUUUCCUGUAUCCAUGGCAACCUCAAUUUAACCACUUCUUUCUUAGUUUCCUGAGUGAGCAGUUACAAAUCCAGGGGAAAAACGUGAGAGUUGUAGCACACGACAAUAGUGCUUUUACUAACGUUUCACAGAUGAGUAUAGUCAGUCAACUGGUAACAGCCUAACAAACUGCAAAACAAGUAAAUAACGGAAAUAAUGAACUUCAGAUUUGGGCGAAGUCAGAGAUGAGUGAGAAGGACAAAGACAGGGAUAUGUGUGGACUACAAAGUUUUCCACCCUGCACAGGAGCAUUACCGUAUCUCCUUAAUGGUUUUCUUUUGCUGCUCCUCCAGAAGGAGGUACUUGGCUGUCCAGCUGUUUGCCAGCUCUGCACAGGGAGGCAAGUUACCUGUCGUAACUUGGGUCUUUCAAGCAUCCCCCGGAACUUCCCCAGAACUGCAAUUCUUGUAUACCUCAGUGGGAAUAAUAUAUCACAUGUCAUUCCAAAUGAAUUAACAGGUCUUCAGAAGCUUGCUGCACUUUACAUGGAUAAUUCCAGUAUUUCAUAUGUACACCCAAAAGCUUUUGUGGAACUCCCUAAUCUGUGCUACCUGCAUCUAGAUAACAAUAAUAUUAAACGCCUGGAUCCAGGAAUCUUUGAAGGUCUUUCCAAUCUUCGUUAUUUAUACCUUCAGAAUAAUCAAAUAGCUUUUGUUUCCAGAGGAUUAUUUAGUGAUCUCCUUUCUGUUAGAUAUUUAACACUUCAAAGAAACCGCCUCAGUGUCCUUGGAAGUGGAACUUUCUUGGGAAUGAUAAGUCUUCAAACGCUUAAUCUAGCCAAUAAUAAGAUUUCACGGAUAUCAGAUUCAGCAUUUUAUCAUCUUGAAAACCUUAUAUAUUUGUUCCUUGAAGGUAACAAUUUAACACUUGUGCCAUCAAAAGCCAUUGGAAGGCUCAAAAACCUUGAAAUACUUUCUUUGUCUCACAAUCCUAUUAGGUCAAUACACCGUUUUGCAUUUAAAGGACUUAACAAGCUUAGGUAUUUGUCUUUAAAGAGUGUAAAGCUAAAAGAGAUUUCUGCAAAUGUUUUUUUUGGAUUAAAUAAUCUUAGUCAGUUGGUCUUAAGUUAUAAUGAUUUAGAAAAUAUAAAUUCUAGCACUUUUACUUUAUUGAACAAAUUAAAGUAUCUGCAGUUAGACAGAAAUAAAAUAACCAGUAUUGGCGAUGGUACCUUUGAAAAAAUGGGACAAUCACUUAAAAUACUCAGUUUAGCAUUUAAUAAUAUUACAGAGUUGCAACCUGAAGUGCUCAAGCCCCUAGUGUCUUUAACUCAUCUACAGGUAAACUACAACCCUUGGAACUGUAGCUGCAAAAUGCUUGGGUUGCUGAAUUGGCUGGCAUCAUCUCCUAUUUCUGUUAAAAUUCAUUGUCAAAAUCCCCUCAGUAUGCGUGGCAGACAUUUGCGUUACAUAAGGUGGACUCAGUUUGCAAACUGCAGUAGCCCCACUGCCAGCCCAGAAGCAGCCUGGAAUCUAGGAUCUACAGAAAUCCAUCACAGCCCUACCACUUUGCUGAUGGCAUGGCAUAAGGUACACAGGCAGAACACGUUGGAACAGUUUGUUAAUGUGGAUACAAAAUACGGUACUUCCUGGGAAGGAGCUACAGCUACAUCUGCUAACCCUUUGCCUUAUGAAGAAAAUGCUGCUGAAAUUCCAUCACAGGCAACUACAUUAUCAAUGUUACCAGUAAAAAUACCAGCACGGAUUAUACCUGUUAACAGAACUGUAGAAGGAAAAGGUUUAUUUCCAACAGACGCUGCUCCUGUAUCAUUAGAAACAUCUGUACUUUGUACACAACAGGUUGAAAAGCUGAAUCAGGCUUUUGACAUUUUGCUAGCCUUUUUCAUUCUGGCUUGUGCUGUGAUCCUGUUCCUAACCUAUAAAAUUGUUUGGUUUAGACAGAAACUAAAAGUGCUGGAAAACUCAGGGGAAAAGAGAAUAGAAUAUUACGGUUUUUAUCAGCCUGGCAGGUACAACAUAACUAACCCAGUGCAGUCUUUAACUGAGAAUUCAGUGGGACAUCCAGAACUGGACCAAAUUAGGUUGCUCAAGCGAACAGCAUCAGAAAGUCAGGCACAGGUCAUACUGUUUGAACAUUCAUCAUUGUAAUUAACCUCAUUUGAUUUGAUUUUUUGGUGAUCUGAAAUGCCAAUAAGUCAAGAACUCAAUUUUCUAAAAAAAAAAAAAAAAAAAAAAGUCACUGAUGAAAAUCAGCUGGUUGAUAGAACAGUAGCAAAUUGUGUAAUUUGGGUUCUACAUCAUAAUUUGCUUCCUGAAUGUUCUGAUUUUUUUUUUAUUAGAUGUCAUUUAAAUCUGACAUGGAUAGGUAUAUUAUCAUCUUUCCUUGUUGUAAGAUUAUUUCUAUGAUUAAUUAUGUAUGCAGUAAAAAGUAUGUUGAUUUAUUUUGCAGUACUUACUGGUAUUAAGUUUCUGUAGAAAUUGCAUAGCUAACUUGAAGUUAAAUGUCAGUUUUUAGCAGGAUCGUGGAGGCAAGAAAUGUGGGGGAAUG